AUGUCAUGUAGCGGUGAGAUCGACGAAAGUGACUCUUUUCCCAAAUACAAUUGGAUUGAUGGGACCGAGUCGCUCGAAAAAUACAGACCCGGGGGCUACCACCCGGUCAUGAUUGGCGAUCUAUUACAUGGGCGAUAUCACAUCGUCGACAAGCUCGGGUAUGGGGGCUAUUCGACUGUCUGGCUCGCUCGCGACACCCGCUUGGAACGUUAUGUUGCCGUCAAAGUCGGCAUCGCAAAUUCACUUUCUCACGAGACCAAGACCCUGAGAGUACUCUCGGCGCCUGGCGCAUCAUCUUUCCAUCCAGGGUUCUUAUCAAUCCCCUCUCCACUGGAUGAAUUCGAAUUAACCGGUCCUAACGGAACGCAUCCAUGCUAUACCAUGACUCCCGCACGAUGCAAUCUUAGAGAGGUUUCUUACAGCCGCCUUUUCCCUCUGGAUGUUGCACGUGCAUUAUCGGGUGGGCUUGUACUAGCUAUUGCAUAUAUACACUCGAAAGGGUAUAUCCACGGAGAUAUCCAUCUCCGCAACAUCCUAGUCAAGCUUCCGUCAAGCUUUGACAGUCUCUCAAUUGAGAAAUUUUAUGAAGAAUACGGAGAGCCCGAGAUAUAUCCUGUAAAACAGCGUAACGGAGACCCACUUCCACCAAAUGUUCCACCAAAGGCAGUAUCACCGCUGUACCUAGGAAUAAACGCUGGGGAAUUUACCCUCCGUGAUACGCAAAUCCUCUUGGGUGAUUUUGGCGAAGCAUUCUCCCCAACUUUGCAAUGUCGUCGCGGCCAAGAUUGUCACACCCCAUUCCCUAUGCGGCCGCCCGAGGCUCGGUUCGAACCGCAGACACCCCUCUCUUAUUCCGCCGAUAUCUGGAGCCUAGCGGUCGCGAUAUGGGAAAUCCUCGGCAUGAAGGCAAUUUUCAGCAUGGAAUCACCCGAAGAGGAAGUAAUAGCGCAGCAAAUCCAUGUUCUCGGCCCCAUGCCAGGGUCCUGGUUCAGCCAAUGGGAGGAGAGGGGAGACUUCUUUGAAGACGAUGGACGUCCCGUCGAGGGCCAGGAGAUAUGGCCUGCAAUGGAGCAAGCAUUUGAGGAAGGGGUGCGGAAAUAUCGACAGAAGAAGCGAAUGGCUGAUUUCGAUGACGAGGAGACAGCGGCGAUUUUGGCUCUGAUGCGGCGGAUGCUCAAGUUUCGGCCGGAGGAGAGGUUGACCAUUGACGAGGUGAUGCAGUCCGAGUGGAUGGUGAAGUGGGCGUUACCGGAGUAUGAGCGGAGCUUACAGGCACAGAAGGAGCAGUAG
Messenger RNA from Aspergillus ibericus CBS 121593, 1290 nucleotides. Its product is annotated as kinase domain-containing protein. The transcript has 2 exons. The record is from RefSeq and is a predicted model, not a curated record. Lineage: Eukaryota; Fungi; Ascomycota; Eurotiomycetes; Eurotiales; Aspergillaceae. Bases 1 to 1290 code for a protein of 429 amino acids. Gene Ontology annotation, molecular function: protein kinase activity; ATP binding. Gene Ontology annotation, biological process: protein phosphorylation; regulation of mRNA processing; spliceosomal complex assembly.